This is a messenger RNA of Echinostoma caproni, 618 nucleotides long. The record is from the annotation of a GenBank genome assembly. Lineage: Eukaryota; Metazoa; Platyhelminthes; Trematoda; Plagiorchiida; Echinostomatidae.
AUGUUGUGUGUUCAAUCUGAAUCUGGCGUAUCAAUCCCAAUCCGAUUCCUGGUAUCAGCCCACAGUCCGUCUAUUCUGGGCCUUCGAGCAAUGCGGCUACUACAAGGAUUCAUCAUACUACACACCAACAACGAUAUGUCAGUCACCUCACAUCUUCAACAUUUGAUUGUACAGUGUUCCGGUAACGUUGGUGACAUGAAAGUACCGUCGGUGAAGUUGGAAGUGGACGGUGAACCUAUCUUCCUAAAACGACGCGUCCUCCCAUACGGUCAACGGGAAGGUGUCCUGAAAGCAUUUCAGAACAUGGAGCAAGAUGUUGUGAUAAGUAAAGUUGAAUCCAGUGCCUGGGCUACCCCGAUUGUCGUCGUGAUGAAAAGUGAUGACAGUGUAAUCAAAGGACUUGACGAUGUGCUUGCAUAUCAAGAUGACGUUCUCAUUUUCGGCCUUAAUAAGAAAGAACACGAUGCCCGUCUUACGCAGCUACUGGAACAAUUUUCCGUCAGGAACGUGGCUAUCAAGCGGUCCAAGUGUGUGUUUGGAUUAAGUGAGUUGGAGUUUCUAGGAUUCACAGUUGAUUCCCGUGGAUAUCGUCCCGAUCCGACACGUUUCAAACCAUAG